Puccinia triticina is the source of this 921-nucleotide messenger RNA. RefSeq lists its product as uncharacterized. The record is from RefSeq and is a predicted model, not a curated record. Lineage: Eukaryota; Fungi; Basidiomycota; Pucciniomycetes; Pucciniales; Pucciniaceae. The transcript has 6 exons. Bases 1 to 921 code for a protein of 306 amino acids.
AUGCGCGUCUUCCACUUGUCCAAACUCGUCGUCGGCUUCCUUCUCGCUUUUCAACACUCGGUUGCCAACAAUGACGCACCAUCAGUCGCAGUACCUGGCAGCGUGAACCAAUGUGGCGCAGUCCCAUUGGAUAUCAAAGGAGGAACCCCUCCGUACACCAUCACCAUUAAAAAAGCCGAUAAUCCUGCUGGCGCCGCAUUGCAAAGUUUUUCAGAUGUGAACAACCCCUCCAGCCUGAGCUUGCCAAAUGGGAUGGCCACUGGGAUGACUAUCACCUUCGAGGUGAAAGACUCCAGAGGGCAAACAACACAUUCUGGCCUGAGCACAGUUUCAUCUUCGCCCGACUGCCCGCAAACCCCUAAAGACCUCGCCAGCAAGCCUGAUGAUCGGGCCGCAGACUCGGACAACCCAGCCGACGCAUCCGCUCCACCCGCGCCCGGUCCUCCUGGCGGAGACUCCAAGAACUCGACCGCCGGGACCGUUCCUGGUGCCCCCGGUAGCAGUCCGGACAAAUCCGCCGGCGGAGCUCCAUCGGCGCCUGACCAGCCACCAAACGGCCUGAACAACUCGACUGCAGCCGGGCCACAGCCGGGAAAACCACCACCACCGUCUUCUAACACCACAGCUUCCCCGGACAAUGCAGGCAAUGCUACUGCCGUGGCAGACAAACCCGGAAACAACAACUCGACGGAUACUCCUGCAAGUGUCAAUUCCACCGCGACCACCGCCCCUCGUCCGGGAUCCACGCCUCCCAAAAACAGUACUUCUACCAUCGGCGGGAACACCAAGAUGGGCAACAAUACCUCCUCCGUCAACAAUCGCCCCAAACCCCCAACUUCAGAGUCGUCCAGGAGACACCCCAGCCCUCUUUAUCUAUCUCUCUUCAUCUCAUCCUUGGCUGGCUUCUUAAUAAAUAGAUAG